AAACGAAUGAGUCAACAGAUGUGUGCUUGCGCGAUUGCAACAGCUCUCUUUUCAAAAUGUGAUUUAACACCAAUGUAGCUUUUUCCACGUCGAAGUGCCCUCCCAGUCGUUUUUUUUUUACUUGCUCCUUUUCAAAACGUGAAACGGUUGAACGAUUUCUUUGAGUUACUCCUGUGUAUCUUAGGUGUGUUUGCAUUUCUUAGGUUCUGUGAUUAGUGGCCAAGGUGCUAGAGCCUCAACAUUUCUGGAAUAACUUGCGUUCUUUUUCUUUCAAUGAUCAAAAGGAAAUGCUCUGCGUUGGAAACACUGAAAAGAUGAAUACAUCUAGACUUUACCUUUUGUUUUCAAGUCCAUCUGUUGUGUGAUGCCGAUGUAUUGAACGAAACCUUUUGAUGUACAUGUAUAGGUCUCUAUUUCGACACGCAAUGAAAAUGUGACGUAUUACUACAUUACCUCAGUGCUAGAGCGUUUUAGCAAUAAGUUGCAAUUUUGAUAUCUUUUAGCUCGUUGGUUGUGUGAGUGGAGUUUAAUCAAUCAAUCAAUCAAUGUUCUUCAUAAUGUCUAGUCAAUCAGCAUGGGAACACAUCACGACAAUCCCUUCCAACCAUAUAGUCCUACUUUGAUUUCAGAGACAGAGACUUGCUUAGAGUCUCUUGACAUCCAUGAUGGAACAGUAGAAGCCGAGACCAAAGACAUAAGUGGUCGCCUUCUUUCGUUAUCGUACAUCGCUUCGUGUAUUGUUGGUCUUGUUCUGCUGUCUAUUGGGGUAUAUCUUACUGUUCUGGGAUAUGUUGAUUCUGAGAUGGAUUACGUUAUUAUAGGCUCUAGUGGUAUCUUUGCAGGACUGUGUUUUAACUUCGUAUUUGUGUAUCAAAUUUUCAAAAAAAUGAACAAUAAAUUCAGAAAGAAAGAAAUAUAUGAACCAAAUAAACAUACAAGUGUCAAAGCAGCGCCAUCUAUAUUGCAGCAAGAGACAGGGGAGACGACGCCCGAAGUUCUUCAAAGUAAAUACGCCUACAACCGAGGUAUUUUGAAAUCUAAUUACUGUAGCAAGUGUCAAAACAGCAAAACUGUCUACUUUAGAGCAGAUAUAGAGGAAGAAGGAAAAGAGACUAAAGUUAUUUUAUUGAACCAAGCUAGGCUUAAUGAUCACUGCAAUGGACGUGAUGAUGGAACUAAACUGGGCAGUGAAAGACGUAACAAACUCAAUAAACAAAAUCAAAAGUUGAAACUUAAUGGAUUAAUUGAUCACAAACAGGAAAAGUCAAUAGCAAAUAAAAACAAUUCAGUACAAAAGGUAGCAAAAGGCAGCCUGGCUACACAACAGGAUAACAACCAGAAGCAGAAUUUCAGUCAGGCUACACAGCAAGGUCACGUGACACAUCAAAUCCACAAGCGUAUAAAGUGUAAAACAAGGCCAAAAGAAAAUUAUCAAGCGUGUAAUGUUUCAAUCAGUGACCAAGAGAAACUUUUAAAUCAAACGUCGUCCCCCUUAAUUCAACCAUCGCCGGACGUUCAAGUGUCAAAAGACUCCAGUCUGACUAGAGUUAAACGUAAAGCGCAGCUUAAAGUUGUGAUUGAGACCCACUCAACUACUGAUAGAGUAAACGAUUUUAACUCUUUGACCACUACUGCUGUACAGCACGUUCAGACAGUCGAGGCGUGUGUUCAUACUUUACAUACUGCCAAUAAUUGUGAUUCUGGGAAGGCGUCUAUAGACUCUCUUUCCAUGCUGGAUGAGAAUGAUAACGUCUUCCUGAAAGGUUGUUCAGGAAAUAUCUCUCCCUGCAAAGAUGUCUCGGACGAUUUUCAGUUCAGCAUGUCUGAUUCGAUCUCUUUAGAUUUCAGACACCAGACUGAUAAGAAGAUGGCAUUUCUAGAUGUCAGUAAAUACAGUGAUACGUCUUCAAUAGAAGCAAGCGAACACAGACUGCCUUCUAUAGAUGUAGGCGAACACAGACUAGUUUUCAUUGACGUCAGCAAUCUAAGAUUAUUGUCAAAUGACCUUGGCCGACAUAUACUGUCUCCUGGUGACCUGGGCAAACUUUUAAAAUCUGCCAGUGACGUCACUAAACUCAAAUCUCCCGGUGACGUCGAUAAACAUGCAGGCCUGUUUCCUAACCAUAACGUCACCCAACAUAAAUUACCCUCCAACGAUCGAAUAUUGACUUCCAGUGCCACUAAGAACAAUUAUUCCUAUGGAUUUAGGACGAUAGAUGAUCAUAUAGAAGUACUUAGUGAUUGAACAAAUGUCUAGCGGCUUCUUCCCCAUUUUGUUGCAUAAAGUUGGUGUCGGACGUUUUUUUAAUAAACAAGUGUAAGAAUACUCAAUUUUAGGAAGCAUAAUAAAAAUCAUUUGUCCUUUUUGAAAUGUUAUAUUCUGAAUUUUAUAUUCUGUAUUCGCCACAUAUUGAAAAAAAAUAAACAUAGGCGAGAAAAAAAAUUAAACUGACCUCUAUAACCUCUCCAUUCCCAUCAAGCAUGAAAGUCUAGUCUUUGCAAAUGUACCUAUACUUUAUUAAAUUGUUUGACCCAAUCAGAUGUUGACCGAAUGUAAGAUGUUAUAUUACAUUAGAUAAAUUGCAUAAGAACAAGUAAAAGAAUGUAACACAAUAACACUAACAUCUUUUAAGUUCUUUAUUUCUUUCCUUUUGCGUGAAAAAAAAUGAUUUUAAGUAGAUGAUUUUCAAAUGCAUGUUUGUUUGUUUUUUAGAUAAAUGCUUUUUGUGUAGGCAUACAGUGAUUUUUGUUUUAGGUCCACUCCAUACGAUUAAAAUAUAUUUUUAAAAGUAUGGAUCUUGUGUAGCCUAUACAGUAUUAAAUGCUGCAUUAAUAGGACUAUGCCAUCUGCAAUCCUGGACCCUUUCUUUAGGCUCGCUUUCCAUGUUGAUCUCUCCGGUGUCUCUUUUUCCUGUCAGUGUCGAUUUUGAAGAGCUUCAUAUCGUGUAUACACAAAAGAAGUAGAAAGAAGCAACAGCAGCUGUGUAUCAAGAAUUGGCUUCUUUAGUCACACAAGAUGUUGCAAAGGGAAAACAUUAUCUCUCGAGAGGUCAAAUGUCACAGAUAAGAAAUAGACUACUUUCAUAGAUGGAUGUAACGGUGUAUUUUUUGGAGACAUGCUUUGUAUUGUAUUGUCUCCAAAAUAUUCUGAUAUACGCGGAUUCGAAAGUAGGCUACUUAUAAAUCUGUCCAACACACCACUAGGACACUAUGAAGUGACUCAGCGCUAAAUAAUUUGCUCUAAGUUAAUAUAUUGAAACUUAAUUCAAUCAAAUUGUUUCCAAAAUAUGAAAUACUGCUCUGCAUAUUUACAACUGGAAUAGAAGAGUAUAGUUGACAUAAAACACUGUAAAGAUACAAGGGAACAAAUCGUAAUCCAGUGAAGAAUAAAUGCACUGGAAAUUAGAAUUAAUGACUGUGAACAAUGACCAAAGACUAACCAUCAACUGACCCUAGUAUUAGCUAUUUGCUCCUUAAAUAUGACCGGAUCAAGAUUUCUCUAGACCCUUUACGUCAGCUAUCCUAGAUUCUACCACCUUUGACCAACAUCAUAUUUAGGCAAAUCAAGGCUAUCUGGAAAGGUCUUAUUUUCUCACGCACUCGAGAUGAUAAUAAUACUGGUCCGCCGUUCCGGCCCCGCUCUUUCUGUUCUGGUUUACACACUGAAGUGUGACAAUACCUCCCCCCCCCCCGGGCUCUCUUUAAGCCAAUUGCAUUAUGGGUAAUAUAAGUAAUUGCAAGCUAAUUAACCUAAACAUUACACCUCAAAUAAUCUAAAUAUGUAUAAUACUAUAAUGUGAUUGAUUUAUGUAGUAAUGAUGUUGUCACGGAUGAAUGUCUGUAUGUAUGUAUAAUAAUCAAUUUUUACCACUGCGCGAAUGACCGGAAGUGUGUUAGUUAUCAGAAAGGAGAGAGACCAGCGUGUGAUAUGUGCUAUGAAGUUUAUUAAAGUUUUUGUGUUUUGAUCGAGUUGUUAAUUGUUUUUUGUAACAUAUAUUUGGAGGCUCGUUUGUCUAGUCAGUUGACUUAGUCUUGGAAGACAUUAUGCAGAACUGCGGUUCGGCAUUACAAAAAGAUCAAGGACUAAGAAGGCCAUGAAGUGUGUGCGCUCAUGUGGCACGGUGGGAAAAAAUGAGUCAAUCAGCCGAGACGAAACUAGGUCAAACAUAGUGAUAAAGCACUUUGCAUUGUUUAUAUUGGAUGCUACACACGUAAACAAGGAUGGCAGACAUAUUUUCACAGAUAAUUGCCACUGUAAAAGAAAUGGGAUUGACUGGAACCGCUUUACAAGAGUGGGUAAAAGAAAGAGAAGACAGAGAUCGAGAUGAGAUAAAAGAGCUAAAAAGAGAAAAGAAACAGCUAAAGAAAGAGGUUGAAGAAAGAGCUAAAGAUGCGGUAGAAAGAGCUAAAAGGGCAGAAGCAAGAAUUAAAGAGCGAGAGGCUGUAGAAAUACACAAAUUGAGAGUCAGAGAGACGGAUCUUAGAGAGAAAGAAGAAAUCAAAGAGCAUAUAAAACCUGAUUAAGUUUGUCAAUGUUCGGUAAAAUAUAUGAAACAUAAAUACAAAGUGGAAUAGUCCUAAGAUGCUUCUGGUUUGUUUUUUGGCUUUAUGCACUUCAUUUCAGUGUCCAAUAAUCUUUUAAUAGUGUUAUCUUGAGGCUUUAAAGAGUUGUAGCUCACUUUGUAGCCUAAAAAAAUGUCACUCCUUGCAUGGCUAGUUCCAUUUUGCUAAGUUUGAUAGCCAUGUUUUGUCAGUUCGUGGACAAUUUCUCUAAGUCCUUAUAAAUAUUCUUUCCAAGAUGUGUGGAAGAUGCAGAUGUCGUCGAUUUAUGAUACAGUGUUUUUUCUUCAACUAAAUAGUUGAUGAAUAGCUAUGUUGAGAGUAUUACUUGCAUUGAAUAAUCUAAAUGGUAUGUAAAUGCAUUGAUUAAGUCCAAUUACAGUAGUAAAAGCUGUGUAUGGUUUACAUUCUUCUUCCGUAGAACUUUGGUAAUAUUCUCUUGAGAGAUCUAAUUUUGUGAAAUAUUUUGCCUCAUCAAAUUUUGUCAUGAGAUCAUCUGGAUUCGUCAUAGGAUAAGAAUCUAGCCGAGUUGUAUUAAUGUUGAGUUAUCUCAAGUCUACGCACAUUCAAUGUGUUGAAGAAUUGUGAUGUUUUUGUUCCUGUUGUAAUCUGUUUUGGUUCCAUUAAUAAUGCUUUUAUUGUGGUAACAGGACCUCUCUGAUUUGCACCGCACCGUAGAGCAUUUUGACGGAAGAAAAGUCUGUAUUUUUAGUUGACUUUUUUUGUAUGCGAAAAGAGCUGCUGGUAGUAACAGAUCCCAAUUUUGUGGAUUGUCAUUGCCAAUUUUCGAUAUGACAUGUUUCAACAUU
This is a messenger RNA of Biomphalaria glabrata, 5369 nucleotides long. RefSeq lists its product as uncharacterized. The record is from RefSeq and is a predicted model, not a curated record. NCBI's taxonomy places the organism in Eukaryota, Metazoa, Mollusca, Gastropoda, Planorbidae. Bases 575 to 2245 code for a protein of 556 amino acids. The transcript is spliced from 2 exons.